AUGAAGGGGCUCGGGUGCGACGCGAGAUUCGUGUGCGCGCCGGAGCCGGCGCCGCUGAAGUCGACCGCCGCGGCGUUGGAAACCCUCGGGAUCAUACCCAGAGAGACGCCGCCGUGCGAGGAGCACGCAGGGAAAAAAAGGAGAAAGAAAACGGCCGAAACGGCCGCCGCCGCGAAGAAGGGAUGCGAAACGUCGACCGUCGCGAAACGCGCCGCCGCGAAAGACGCCGCGGAUGACGUCGUCACGCACUGGUGCGAGGUGCUCUGCGUCGCGCCGCCGACCGCGGACACGCCGUACGUCUCGAACCCCGACGCGCCGCGCUGGGUCUGCGUCGUGCCGCACACGGUCGGGGUUACGUCUUCGAACGCGAGGUGGUCGUUUCACGGCGGCGGCGCGAGCGUCGACGCGGUCGCGGACGUCUCGGCGGGGAGAGUCGCGUCGAGGGCGCUGCGUUACGUCCUCGCGUUUCGAGCGAAAAACGUUUCUUCAGGGAGCGUUACCUGGAGCGCGAAGGACCUCACGCGGAAGUACGCGCCCGUGUUGUCGCAGACGAUACCGCACCGCGUCGAGCUGCCGUGGUGGCUGGAGACGACGAAGGCGAUGCUCGAGAGAGAGCGCUCGAUGGACGACGGCGGCGGCGGCGCGGCGGCGGCCGGGACUUCGACCUCGACCUCGACCUCGACCUCGACCUCGACCUCGACCCCCGCCGCGAUCGCGAGCGCGACGGAGGACGCGGAGAUGGACAAAAAAGCCGCGUGCGAGCGCGUCCCGUCCACGCUGAGCGAGAUCAAGAACCACCCGCUGUGGGUCCUCGAGCGGUUUCUCCCGGCGAACCAGGUGGUCUACCCGCGCGAUCAAGUCAAAGGGUUCAUCCAAGGCGAAUUCGUGUUCCCCCGGUCGCGCGUGCAGACGCUGCGCAGCGCGGACCGAUGGAAAGCAGAGCGACGGCGGACGGUGAAGCCCGAUGAGCUCACGAAGCCGGUGACGAAGAUUCACAGCCGACGCGCGAGGGCGGCGAUCGCGGCGAGGGACGCGGCGCGACGCCGCGCCGCCGCCGCGGCGACGGCGGCGGCGUCUGGGGUCAACGCGGGUAAGCGCGUGGCCGCGCGUCGCAAGGGCCCCAAGUCCGUGGAAGAGAAAGCCGCGGAGACGAAAGCGAAAGACGGCGGCGGCGGCGGCGGCGGCGACGGCGACGACGACAUCCCCGGGGACGUCCCUCUGUACGGGGAGUGGCAGACGGUGGAGUAUCAUCCGCCCGCCGCGGCGAACGGCGUCGUCCCGAAAAACGAACGCGGCAACGUGGACUUGAUCGGCGGCGCGUUGCCCCCGCCCGGGACCGUCCACGUGUCGCUGCCUCGUAUAACGCGCGUCGUUCGAGCGUUACGCGGGAUUGAUUUCGCCGCCGCGCUCGUCGGGUUCGAGUACCAGCGCGGCGGCGCGGUCACGCCGAAGUUUGACGGCGUCGUCGUGUGCGAGGAGCGCGAGGAGGACGUGAGGGACGCGUGGCGCGCGGAGGAAAAGAAACGGCUGGAGGGCGAGCGUUUUAAGGAGUUACGGGAAGCCGCGAAGCGGUGGCGGUUGUUACUCAGCGCGGUGUGGACGCGGCAGAGCUUGCGCGAGGAGUUUGGGAUGGACGACCGCGGCGGCGGCGGCGGCGGCGGCGGCGAGCGCGACGAGGACGAGGACGACGACGACGACGACGCGGCGGCGGCGACGGCGCGGCGCGUCGCGGCGCUGACCGACGACCUCGACGGCCACGGCGGGAGCAGGAAGAAGCAGAAGACGUGGAUUCCCGCUUUCGCGGAGGUGGAGUACGUGUGA
Molecule: messenger RNA, 1821 nt
Organism: Micromonas pusilla CCMP1545
Lineage: Eukaryota; Viridiplantae; Chlorophyta; Mamiellophyceae; Mamiellales; Mamiellaceae
Exons: 1
Coding region: 1-1821 (606 amino acids)
Biological process (GO): mismatch repair; nucleotide-excision repair
Cellular component (GO): nucleus; XPC complex; cytoplasm
Molecular function (GO): single-stranded DNA binding; damaged DNA binding
Source: RefSeq, a predicted model, not a curated record